AUGGCUCAAUUGAGUGGAGGCAAAAUUUCAAAGCCGCGAAGGACGCUAUCCAACCAGGCUAUAAAGUUUGUGUGCGAAGGCAAAAAUGAAAAUGAACCUUCUUCGCACAACACUGGCAAGAGAAUGUCAUUUUUCCAUCAUUCUCCACCACAGGUGGAAAUUUCUGGCCGUCGAUAUUCGGCGCCUGCCGUCUCUGUGAGCGAAAACUCACAUCAACAGCCAUCAAAUCAAUCUUCGCUCAAACGGCUUUCUUCUCGCCGACGGGCGUCUUCCCUACUGGGCUCGAAUUUAUCCGUUGAUCCUUGCUCCUACUACAGGCAUAUCAGUUCAGAUCUUCCCGGCCCGCUUCGCAUGCGUCAGCUAUUGAUUUGGUGUCUUCAGACGCCUGCAUCGUUUAAUAAUGCUAAAAAGGAACCCUUCGACAAAGAUUCCCUAAUUGCAGACCUUUCAGGCUCAGAGGCUCCGAUUCAAUUGCAAGAGGAUUUAAUAAUUAAGAGCGUGCUGGAAGGUGUCGUCGACGGUCUUAUUAAAAAGCAUGUCCAAACUACUUGGUAUCACGUCCCAAUAGAAAAAGAAGUGGCCACUUGGGAAAAUUACGUGUCCUUGCUAUCUGCUUCAGCAGCUUCCGCAAUUGCUGGGACCACUGUCGUUGGAAGGGCAUCUUUGGCUCCAGAGUGCGAUUUGCCUGCAGAUAUCAUCCAAUCUGAGCUCGAUUCGAAACGGAUUUUACUCGAAUUUUCGUCUUUUCUCAAGAGCUUUUCGUUUAAGAUAUGUUCUCAUAUCCACGAAAAAGCACUCCGGUUCGCUGAUGAUGCAUAUCACGAAUUGUAUACAAAGGUUGUUAAGCCAUUGGAGCCCAAUAGCAUUGGGGACAGCAUUGGUGUUCUGAGGGCACUCUCAAGAACGGUUCCAUCCUGA
This is a messenger RNA of Mitosporidium daphniae, 918 nucleotides long. RefSeq names its product kinetochore protein Mis13. Gene Ontology annotation, cellular component: MIS12/MIND type complex. NCBI's taxonomy places the organism in Eukaryota, Fungi, Microsporidia. The record is from RefSeq and is a predicted model, not a curated record. The coding region runs from base 1 to 918 and encodes 305 amino acids. The transcript has 5 exons. Gene Ontology annotation, biological process: cell division; mitotic sister chromatid segregation.